GCGGCAUGUAAAUAAUGUCCUUUACACAGGUGUUAAUUAGGAAUAUGUCAACAAGUGAGAAUGCUACCUGCAGUCCUUCGCACGGGAAAAGAGCUUGAGUUACGACGUGCAAUGGAAUCAUAUAAUUAACACUACUUUAAGAUGAAGAAAAGAAGUGUUAUUUGUCAGAUGUACCGGCAUUAAUAAUUUCUGCACAGAAUCUGAUCAAAUAAAUAAUGAUUACCAUCAUUUUUACCUUUUGAUUGAAACUUAUCUAAAAAUAUGCUGCCAUAGAAACUUUCCUUUUUCCAAUUUCAAAGCAGUGAGAGAAAAGAUAUAUGUGUCUAAGGUUUCAGAAUAAUGAAAGAUAAAAGAUAUUUAUUUACAUGCUGCUGGAUUAGAGAAUAAAACAGAAUAGGCAGAUAUUGAAGUUAAAUGGUGCCAACGUCAUAAUUUAAUGAAAUAUUUCACCGACAUAAUAAUUGUUGUACACGCACUGAGUCAAGACUCUAUGAGAUAGUCAGCAGAUACUGAUUGCAUAUUAUACUCAUAUAUAUUGGAAGUGAAAGGAAAAAAAAACACAACAAUACAUGAGUGCUGUAUAGGGAAUAAAUAUGAGAUUUUUCAAAUACCAAUAAUUUAGAUCCAUUGGUUUACCUCUGGCUGAUUAAUUGGAUUGACAUGUUUCAAAGUUAUGAGAGUUUUACAUCAUAGAUCUUAUGUGAAAUAGAUCAUAAACUGCAGAUACUUGGUAAUUGAAUAGUUCAUACUGCUUUGUGGAUGAUUGGUAAUGCUUGCUACAACAGACCCAAGCCCUGUUGAACAAUGAUUAUUCUCAAAGAUCUUGGAACUGGAAAUUGAAUACCGGUAAAUCAAAAGAGAAAAAAACGCUUCAAAAAUGAUUUUUACUUCAUGAUGAGUGUAAAUGUGGGGCUCGUGUCUGUUUUAUUCCCCUAAAAGAAGAUGAAAUUUCAUAAUGUGCAUGGAUCGGCUAUCAGUUUUUCGGAGGGAAAGAUAACAGCAUUGCGGUCAGACAAUGACUUCUGCAACGGCAUCGUAUUUAGUGAUCAUGCCAUUCGAGCAGGCCACAAGUUCUGUGUUGAAUUGGCUUGCACUCAAGCCUGGAGUGGUGGGUUAAGAAUCGGCUUUACUCUGAAUGAUCCAGGAAGGCUCACAUCAGCUGACUUGCCAAAGUAUUCUGUUCCGCACCUCGCAAAGCGAGAUUAUUACUGGAUUCGACCAAUCAGCGAAAGUCUCACGGGCGAUGGAUAUCAUCUUAUGUUUUAUAUUGGAAUGGAUGGAAGUGUGCAGUUUUUUGUGAACAAUGAACACAAAGGUGUAUUACUUGUUGGUCUUCCUGCAGACAGAGCAUUCUGGGUAAUGUUCGACAUAUACGGAAACACCAAAGGCAUAAAGCUAAUAAAACCAGAUGACACACCAAAGGAGAUCAUGGCCCAGGGCCCGGAAGCGAUCAAAGCGUACGACACGGCGUGUACAUCAGGGAUGCGGCCCGUGUACAGUACACGCCUAAUGUUGGUAGGACAGGAUGGAGCUGGGAAAACGUCACUAAAAAAAGCUCUGCUUGGGCAGGAACCCAGUAAAUCUGAGGAAGGGACCAGUGGAAUUGACCUUUCCACCUCAUGUAGAUUCUGUGUUGGAGGUCAAGGACCUUGGACACCACUGACCGGAAGUCAACUGACCUCUGAGGAGGACGGGCAGACAAGUGUCCAAUAUGACACAGAUGCCUUAGAAGAAGAAUAUAACCAAGCUCUUGCCACUAACAUUGUACAGGAAUUAAUGCUCCAGAAGCGCCGUAAAACCUCCUUCUCCCAGAAACCUAAGCCCCCUUCCCGGGAAUCCAUAAAAACAACCAACAGCACACCCUCUUCUGCGGCUAGCUCAGGGGCAAGAAAGUUGUCCGGUAAACCAGCCUCUGCUUCAAAUGUUGCCAAAUUCUCAGAAAUUCCUCAAGAACUGUUCAAGGAAGUACCAGAAAAAGUGGUUGAAUUGGUGCAAAAAAUGUUAGAUGCCCCUCCCCCAAAUUUGAAAUCUCAGGACUCAACUGUUUCCAUGGCAACGAGACUGCCGGAAGGAACGCCCAUGGUGCUAAAUGUGUGGGAUUUUGGGGGAAAGGAGAUGUAUUACACAACCCACCAAGUUUUUUUGUCGAGUAGAGCUGUGUAUGUGUUCGUGUUUAAUUUGAAUGUGGAUUUGGACGAACCAGUAUCAAACAUGUCCGAACAGGGAGAGCCCUUGUCCACACUCGAGUACCUGGAUUUCUGGUUGAGGUCGGUGUUCGUGCACGCGUCUGUCAGUAACAACAAGGUGGGGGAUAGGACCACAUUUUCCCCGCCUGUGUUUAUUGUUGGUACACAUAAGGACUGUCUGAAUGCUGAGCCUGAUCAAAUUGAAAAUGUUAUAUCUGAGAAGUUCAGCCAGAUCGAGGACUUUGUUGUUGGCAAACCGUAUGUUCAACAUCUUGUAACACCAUUCUACGCCGUAGACAACUCACUACAAGAUAGCAAGUUACCAGAGCUUCAAAGAAGAAUAGAAGAGGUAUCGAGCCAGGAGCCUUAUAUCGGAGAGCGGAUGCCCAUACGGUGGAUACGGUUUCACCAGGAUAUCUCGAAUCUCGUAAAACAGGGCUCACACUUUGCAACUUAUGAUCAGGUUACAGAAAUUGCCGGCAAUCUUGGGAUCAUAGACUAUCAAGAGAUUAUGACAAUGCUGGAGUUCUACCACAACCUAGGAGUGAUUAUUUAUUACGGGAGUGGAAAAUCGGCCAUGGACAAUCUUCUGCGUAACACAGUCAUUCUGAGUCCCCAGUGGCUGGUGAACAUGUUUAAACACGUUGUGUCUGUUGACUGGAGACCUCCUGAUAAGUGGAAUCUUAUCAGAGACAAGUGGACACGCCUCCAAGAGUUUGGCAUUCUUGAGGAGGCCCUUCUAGACACCCUGUGGCAUGACGCACGGGAACAGAAACCCCUCCUUCUGGGCCUCUUAGAGAAAUUUGACCUAGCCUGUCUACGUCUUCCGAGUGUUGCUGAGUCUCAGGCCAUGGACCAAGUUAACACUAAAUCCUACUACGUGCCUGCUCGCUUGUCAGCAUAUUGUGGUGCCAAUCUUCCAUACAGUGCAGGAGAAAAUGAUGUCACAUUUUACAUUGACUUCAACGGCUUUCUUCCAAGUGGUUUAUUCCAACGUAUAAUCACACGAACUACUCGUUGGAGUCAAGAUGUCGGGGGACAAAACCCUCAUUUCUUGUAUCGACAGGUCGCUCGAUUCUUUCUCGAUAUGGAGCACGAUUUUGUCAUAGAGAUGGCUGCUAGGAAAUACAACAGGGUCAAGGUUGUUGUGAUGCGAGUAUCCGAGUCUGAUACAGACACAGACAACAAGGAGAUAGAGGGGAGUUCCCCACCCAGACCUGCCGCCUGUGCCAAAGUGCGCAAUUUUCUUGAGUCCUGUCUGUCAGAACUGCGUGAGUUAUGGAUGAAGCGACUGUCGUACAGUGUUGUGAUGGCAUGUUUUUGCGAGCGGGUAUGUGAGCAACAUAAGCAGGAGGGAUGUCGACAAGAGACUUGCCUGCACUUUUUGAAUCUUGAUGAAUGUCUGGCAAAUAAGAUUGUUAUGUGUGGUCAUAGAAGAAUAAAAACUGCAUCAAUCAGAAAGAGUUUUCCAGAACCAUUUUGUGUUGGUUUCAAUGGUCCAGUUUUCCCGUCUGUCUCCCUGGUUGACACGUGUGGUAAUAUAGAGAAGAACUGCCCGUCCCUGCCAACGUGGGUAAAAUCUGCAGCGAAGAUGCUCAACACUGGAGAAACAGGAAAGGACUGGAAUGCCUUGGCUCGGGAGCUGGGGUACCAACAGAACCAGAUUAACACGUUCAAUGAUGACCUGAACCCUGGGCUUGCCUUGCUGGCUGACUGGAUCAUCAGUAGUGGCAAUACCGGACUGUCAGUGGACAUGCUUUCCAUAUAUCUGGAGAAAUUGGACCGGGAAGAUGUGAUCGAGAUCAUACAGAAAGCUCAAGAACAAAACCAGGAGCCAGCCCAGGUGUUCAUAAGUUACCAAUGGGACAGCCAGGAUGAGGUCAAGGCAUUACGAGACCGGCUGGAGCGCUCAGGGCUCACGUGCUGGAUGGAUAUAGGCCAGCUAGGGGGAGGAGAUCAUCUAUAUACCAAGAUUGAUGAAGCUCUUAGGAGCUGUAAAGCUGUGAUAAGUUGUGUGAGCCCAAAGUACAUCGUGUCUCAUCACUGUAGCAGGGAACUGAGUCUUGCCGAUCUUCUCCGUAAACCAAUUAUUCCCAUCAUGAUGGAGCAGACAAUAUGGCCGCCACCAGGAGGCAUGGCACUCAUCUUCAGUCAGCUGGUCUACAUAAAUAUGAAGGGAGUUGGUGGUCAUGGUGGUACUGGUAUCCAUGCAGACAAGAAGGACAAAUAUCGAGAGAUAAUCCAACGUAUAUCGCAGCACGCUACGCCAGAUCUUACCCACUCGAGCGAAACAGAAUCUGAUAUACAGAGCAAGAAAAGUCAGUUCAUAGAUGGUGAAUAUGUGUCAGACUAUAGUGAGCACGCUGAUAGGUACAGUUUAGGAAGUUCGGGGAAUUCAAUGGUACAUAUCGACUAUCAGCUUGUGCCUUUACGAGCAUACCCUACACAGCCAACGGCAGAACAGCAAACCGCGCAAGAGACACAAAGAGAACCAGCAAUGCGUCCAGUUGAACAAGUCCAUGUUACACAAUGCCGGGUUUGCACCAUUUUGUGAUCUGAGCUUAAAGUAUAGUUAUUUAUAUGUGGCUGUUAUGUGCCUAAUGUUGAUUUUUUAAUGGCUUUACAGAUUUAUGAAAGUUUGAGCUCCGCUGAAACACUGAAAACAUCUCGAGACCCAACUCGAUUCUUUAUAGAACAGACAAAUUCACAUCGUAUUGUAUUUCCGUGAGGAUUUAUCUGAUAGUUGUUUGGCUAGCAAGUUAAUUAUCCGAUUUUAAUAUUUGAUUUAUUUUCCAAAUUUCAUCGGCAUUUUCUUGACAUUUCAAAACAGGUAUAUUCAAGAGGAAACAGAAAUACCCUGGGGCAUUAGUCAUACUAGUUAGUUCUACUAAAAUUACCAUAAAACAUAGUAUUACUGACUAUUGUUUGCCUUUAAAAGAUGUAUCACAUAAAAUUAAUGGAAAGUGUUUUUGCAUUCAUUUUGCAUUCCCUUAUUUGUAAUUUUUUAAAAUCGUUCUAGCUUGAUAGCUUGAAUAAAUUGCAAGUAUGUGGUUUUGUUUAUGGGACAGAGGUCUAUGACCUACAUGUAAGGAUAUUUUGAAAAAUUGAAAGAGGAUGUCGGAAGACAUUUUUUUAUUAUCUAUUUAACUUGAAUUGAUCACAAUCAAAAAAACUUUUUUAAGAUUUAAGAAAAAUAAUCAAAGAAAACUUACUGAAAAUAAUAGAUGGUUGGGAUGUCUGAACCAAAUUAUUGUAGAUCACUUUAAUUUUGUGAGGUACUUUUUUCGUGAUUUUUAGUUUUCUUCAAAUUUUACAAGGUUUACAUUUCUUGUCAUUGUGACAGUCUUGUUAAAUUAAAUGAAAUUGAUGUUAAACUGAAUAUUUGCUAGUUUUUUUUUAAAUCAUUUGGCUAAUAACAUGUGAAUAUUAUACGCAAAUUUGAACAAUAUAUAUACAGUUCAAUCAUAGUGUUAAAGCUACUUACCUUAAAGAUUAUUUGUAAUAUAAAUUGCACAGCUUUCUAUACAGUUUAACAUUUUGUAGAGGAAAAAUAUUGUUGCAAUUUUGUGCAUUUUAUUUUAUCAACUUGUGUGUAGAAAAUAUGUGGAUUUUUAUGAAUCUCAAAAAAAGUACAGUUUCGGAAAUUAAUUUGAAGAUGUUUUGUAUGAGAUGUUUCCAGAUAUUGAUCACUGUAUAAUUGCUAGAUCUGAUCAGUCUUGUAUACGUUAUGUACUUUUGUUAAUGCCUCUUUGCAUUCAAAUUAAAAAAAAAUAUCUUUCCAGUUUCCAUGGUGAUGUUUAUUAAACAAAUUCAGUAAACAUAAGAUAUCUCGAUUGUUUAUUCAAAUAGGGCCUUAUGUUUGUAUCAGUCUUUCAUGCUUAUUUAGAAUUUUUUCUUACAGGGCAUUGCAGAAUUAGUUUAGAUUAAAAUAUUUCUGUAUAUAAAUUGAUCUUGUCUUUUUUGAGAGUUUAAAGUAUACUUUUCUAGUGAUGUUCAUGUAUUUUAUUCAUAUUCAUGUAGAUCUGAACUUGCAAGAUUGGAUGACAAUGUACUUUAUAUUGCCAGCCUAAGGUAUCCCACCGAUUAUUAUUCGCUUUAUUGUACAUGUAGUCAUUAUGAUGUUUCAUACUGCUCUAUUUCGAUGCCUAUUGACUUCAUUCAAUUUUUAUAUCAUUUGGAAAAUUAUUGAGAUCAGAAUCCAAAGACAUGUUUUGCAAUUUUAAAUGCCAUAAAGCUUUGCUAGUAAUAGUUCUGAUGGAAUUAUUUGUAUGCUCUAAGGAAAAAAUUAUCUACCAAUAGAACCUAUUUAAGUGAUACCAAGAUAAUGUAGGCACUACAGGCAUUCAAAAAUAGCAUAUCGUUGUGUCAGAUACCUUAAAACGAAUCCAUCUUUAUCCUGUUUUUGUUUUUUUACUUCCAAUCAGUAUUGUUACUCUGUAUUGUUUUGUUGUUAGAUUUCUAUGUUAAUUGGCAAUUUUUUAUUUCACUGUUGAACCAAAAACAUAAAAUAAACCAUUUUAGAUA
This is a messenger RNA of Mya arenaria, 6710 nucleotides long. RefSeq lists its product as uncharacterized. Gene Ontology annotation, biological process: signal transduction. NCBI's taxonomy places the organism in Eukaryota, Metazoa, Mollusca, Bivalvia, Myida, Myidae. The transcript is spliced from 21 exons. Gene Ontology annotation, molecular function: protein binding. The record is from RefSeq and is a predicted model, not a curated record. Bases 943 to 4740 code for a protein of 1265 amino acids.